Choloepus didactylus (southern two-toed sloth) is the source of this 1065-nucleotide messenger RNA. It is a transcript of the gene ABT1, whose product is annotated as activator of basal transcription 1. Gene Ontology annotation, molecular function: RNA binding. The coding region runs from base 36 to 839 and encodes 267 amino acids. The record is from RefSeq and is a predicted model, not a curated record. Gene Ontology annotation, cellular component: nucleolus. The transcript is spliced from 3 exons. Gene Ontology annotation, biological process: small-subunit processome assembly; endonucleolytic cleavage in ITS1 to separate SSU-rRNA from 5.8S rRNA and LSU-rRNA from tricistronic rRNA transcript (SSU-rRNA, 5.8S rRNA, LSU-rRNA); endonucleolytic cleavage in 5'-ETS of tricistronic rRNA transcript (SSU-rRNA, 5.8S rRNA, LSU-rRNA). Lineage: Eukaryota; Metazoa; Chordata; Mammalia; Pilosa; Megalonychidae.
GCUUUACAGCAGUUGUGCUUUGCGUACCAGCCGGCAUGGAGGCCGAGGAAUCGGGGAAGGAAGCGGCGAAGCAGGAGCCGCUGGAAGGGGAAGACCAGAAACCGGGGCCGGAGGAAGAGCAGGAGGAUCCUGGAGAGGAGGCUUGCGUCGGCAAAAAGCGGGUGGUGCCGGGUAUUGUGUACUUGGGCCACAUCCCGCCGCGCUUUCGGCCCCUGCACGUGCGCAACCUUCUCAGCGCCUACGGCGAGGUUGGGCGCGUUUUCUUUCAGCCCGAGGACGGGUUUGUGCGGCGCAAGAAGAAGAAGGCGGCGGCUGCUGGGGCCACGGGAGGAAAGAAAGGGUCCAGGUACAGCAAGGACUACACUGAGGGCUGGGUGGAGUUCCGGGACAAGCGCGUGGCGAAGCGCGUGGCAGCCAGUCUACACAACACGCCCAUGGGUGCCCGAAGGCGCAGCCCCUUCCGCUAUGAUCUGUGGAAUCUUAAGUACCUGCAUCGGUUCACCUGGUCCCACCUCAGCGAGCACCUGGCCUUUGAGCGCCAGGUGCGCCGACAGCGCCUGAGAGCUGAGGUUGCUCAGGCUAAGCGUGAGACUGACUUUUAUCUUCGAAGUGUGGAGCGGGGACAACGCUUCCUCGCUGCUGAUGGUGACCCUGCCCGCCCCAAUGGCUCUUGGGCCUUUGCCCAGCGCCCCACUGAGCAGGAGCUGAGGGCCCGUCGUUUGGCCCGACCAGGAGGGCGUGAACGGGCUCGCCUGGCUACUGCCCAGGACCAGGCCCGCUCCAACCAAGGACUUCUUGCCAGGAUCUUUGGAGCUCCACCACCCUCGGAGGACAUGUAGGGACCUGCUGUGGCCAGGGACAAUUGAGGGUCAGGGAGGGUUCUCCCACCUCCUGGCCCUGCUUGUUUCUUUCCUACAUCACAGGAUAGUGAUAAUGAUUACCCAGGCGAACAUUUUACUGUUUCUCAAACCAGGAGUCUCUUGUGAAGGACCAAUCAUGAAAGUUGUGUGGUUCUUCUCAAUUCCUAUCAUGUCAGACUGAGUAUUAGUGUGAUUAUGAUUGUUA